AUGGGCUUUUGCCUAGUAAGUGCAAAAUAUUUGCGUUAUGAGCCAAGCGAUUCAAAUCUGUUACUGCGUUAUAAAAGAUCCGACUCUGAUGAAUCUAUUACCUCAAUAGAUGACGACGGUGAUGAUGAUGAUGAUACCGGUGAAAACAAUUCACUUGAAAAGAAAUUAAGAGAAUCGGAAAUUAAAAAAAGAGAAAAAGAAGAAAAAGAAAAACUUAAACAAGAGGAGAAACAACGCAAGCUUGAGGAAAAGAAGGCUAAAGAACAACGUAAGGCAGAGGAAAAAAAAGAAAAAGAGGAACGCAAGCGCCAACAAAAGCUUGAAAAAGAAAAACAGAAAGAAGAAGAAAAAAGGCAAAAACUAUUAGAAAAGGAACAAGAGGAAAACAAAAAGAGGGAUGAAAAGAAACGUAAAGAAAUCGAAAAAAUAAGGAAGGAAUUGAAUCAAGAUUCGGAAGGUGACUUUUUGAAUACUGAAGAAGAAAGUUCUAUUGAACUAUCUGAUAUUUGGAGACAUCAUAUUUAUGUUAAAUAUGGUCUUAAUUUAUCCAGUACACAAUUAGAAAAGCAAGCAGCAUUGAGAAGGUACCUUCAAGAGGAACUAGGAUUAAGUUCUAAUAGUACUGAAACUGAACGAAGGGACGCAAUCGUUAAACUAAUUCAAACAAAGAUACAAGAAAAUGCUAGGGCACCUAAUGGAAAUAGUCAACUAAAUAAUCAACUAUUAAGCCAUCUUAAUGCUAUUUCAAUUCAAAAAUUGAAAAUUAAAUUGGAUAAAGAUAUUGAAAAAUUAAAUAAUAAAUCGUCCGUAUUAAGUAACGUAAAUCAGACUUGGGCUUCAGAAGUUAAACAACAACUUGAUGGGAAAAGAACAUUACUUCAGACGAUUGGGCAAUUUUUAUCAAGUGUCAUUCCUAACUGGUUGGCUGGAAGCAAACCCACAAUAGCUUCAACAAAUGCAACCGUAGAACAAGGCGUAGUCAAUAUUGAUAAUCCUCUUAGUGGUAAUGGAUCUGAAAAUUUAAUUCCUUCUCCCAAUGGGAAUGCCAAUGACAACACAGUGUCCGGGUCAAGUAAUAUUAACAAUGUGGGUGAUUCUGGAAAUAAUUUAAACGGCAAUUAUAACCCUACCGGGAAUAAUAACGAGCCACCAGUGAUUGGUACAUCAAGCGUAAGCAAUCCUGUAAAUAAUAUUCCAUCCCUAGAAGCGGCUAAUAAACCGAUUAGUGAUUUGCCAACUUUAAGUACCGAUAAUAACUUACCUUCCUUAAUCGGUGUCGGUGGAAGUGAACCAAGUAAUAUUGCAAAUCAAGGCAGCUCUGCCGGAAUUUCAACUAUCCAAAAUUCUGUAAUCGAGAAGACUAAUAAUACUGGUGUAAACAUUUUGAAUUCAAAUGGAAUUGUUACUCAAGUAUCUUUAAAUGAAAGUGGAGCUUCAAAUACAAAUAUUGGAUCUGCAAAUACUGUCACAAAUAAUACAAAUGGAAACGAAUCUCUUGGAAACAACAGUCCCAUAACAGAUUCUUCUAGUAAUAUCUCAGGAAUAAACAACGCAAUUUCAUUACCUACCGUUUUAUCACAAACCAAUAUUAACCUUGAAUCAAAUAAAUCAACUGUUGGUGGUAAUAUCAUAACUUAUGCUGAUUCAACUGUUGUUACAACAACAGUCGCUAAUAACAACGUUAAUGUGAUUCCUUCGGCAGCAGUUUCUUUUGUGGACGUGUCAGUACCAUCCGUAGCUGGUGAUAGCAUAAUUAAUGUUGAUGCAAAUGUUGCAACAACAAUCAACGCUAAUAACAACGUAAAUGUGACUCCUUCAGCAGCAGUUUCUCCUGUGGAAGUGUCAGUACCAUCCGUAGCUGGCAAUAGCAUAAUUAAUACUAAUGCAAAUGAUGUUGCACCAAUAGUCUCUAAUAACAAUGAAAAUGUGACUCCUUCCGGAGCGGUUUCUCCUGUGGAAGUAUCAGUACCAUCCUUAGCUGGCGAUAACAUAACUAAUGUUGAUGCAAAUGUUGCAGCACCAAUAGUCGCUAAUAACAACGUAAAUGUGACUCUUUCACCAGCAGUUUCUCCUGUAGCAGUAUCAGUACCAUCCGUAGCUGGUGAUAGCAUAACUAAUGCUGAUGCAAAUGUUGCAACAAUAGUCGCUAAUAACAAUGUAAAUGUGACUCCUUCAGCAGGAGUUUCUCCUGUGGAUGUAUCAGUACCAUCCGUAGCUGGCGAUAACAUAAUUAAUGUUAAUGCAAAUGAUGUUGCAGCAAUAGUCCCUAAUAACAAUGAAAAUGUGAAACCUUCAGCAGCAGUUUCUCCUGUGGAAGUGUCAGUACCAUCCGUAGCUGGCCAUAACAUAACUAAUGUUGAUGCAAAUGUUGCAGCACCAAUAGUCGCUAAUAACAACGUAAAUGUAACUCUUUCACCAGCAGUUUCUCCUGUAGCAGUAUCAGUACCAUCCGUAGCUGGUGAUGGCAUAACUAAUGCUGAUGCAAAUGUUGCAACAAUAGUCGCUAAUAACAACGUAAAUGUGACUCCUUCAGCAGCAGUUUCUCCUGUGGAAGUGUCAGUACCAUCCGUAGCUGGCGAUAGCAUAAUUAAUGCUAAUGCAAAUGAUGUUGCAACAAUAGUCUCUAAUAACAAUGAAAAUGUGACUCCUUCCGGAGCGGUUUCUCCUGUGGAAGUAUCAGUACCAUCCUUAGCUGGCGAUAACAUAACUAAUGUUGAUGCAAAUGUUGCAGCACCAAUAGUCUCUAAUAACAAUGAAAAUGUGACUCCUUCAGCAGCAGUUUCUCCUGUGGAAGUGUCAGUACCAUCCGUAGCUGGCGAUAACAUAACUAAUGCUGAUGCAAAUGUUGCAAUAAUAGUCGCUAAUAACAAUGUAAAUGUGACUCCUUCAGCAGGAGUUUCUCCUGUGGAUGUAUCAGUACCAUCCGUAGCUGGCGAUAACAUAAUUAAUGUUAAUGCAAAUGAUGUUGCAGCAAUAGUCCCUAAUAAAAAUGAAAAUGUGAAACCUUCAGCAGCAGUUUCUCCUGUGGAAGUGUCAGUACCAUCCGUAGCUGGCGAUAACAUUACUAAUGUUGAUGCAAAUGUUGCAGCACCAAUAGUCGCUAAUAACAACGUAAAUGUGACUCUUUCACCAGCAGUUUCUCCUGUAGCAGUAUCAGUACCAUCCGUAGCUGGUGAUGGCAUAACUAAUGCUGAUGCAAAUGUUGCAACAAUAGUCGCUAAUAACAACGUAAAUGUGACUCCUUCAGCAGCAGUUUCUCCUGUGGAAGUGUCAGUACCAUCCGUAGCUGGCGAUAGCAUAAUUAAUGCUAAUGCAAAUGAUGUUGCAACAAUAGUCUCUAAUAACAAUGAAAAUGUGACUCCUUCAGGAGCAGUUUCUCCUGUGGAAGUAUCAGUACCAUCCGUAGCUGGCGAUAACAUAACUGAUGUUGAUGCAAAUGUUGCAGCACCAAUAGUCGCUAAUAACAACGUAAAUGUGACUCUUUCACCAGCAGUUUCUCCUGUAGCAGUAUCAGUACCAUCCGUAGCUGGUGAUGGCAUAACUAAUGCUGAUGCAAAUGUUGCAAUAAUAGUCGCUAAUAACAAUGUAAAUGUGACUCCUUCAGCAGGAGUUUCUCCUGUGGAUGUAUCAGUACCAUCCGUAGGUGGCGAUAACAUAAUUAAUGUUAAUGCAAAUGAUGUUGCAGCAAUAGUCUCUAAUAACAAUGAAAAUGUGACUCCUUCAGCAGAAGUUUCUCCUGUGGAAGUGUCAGUACCAUCCGUAGCUGGCGAUAACAUAACUAAUGUUGAUGUAAAUGUUGCAGCACCAAUAGUCGCUUAUAACAACGUAAAUGUGACUCUUUCACCAGCAGUUUCUCCUGUAGCAGUAUCAGUACCAUCCGUAGCUGGUGAUGGCAUAACUAAUGCUGAUGCAAAUGUUGCAACAAUAGUCGCUAAUAACAACGUAAAUGUGACUCCUUCAGCAGGAGUUUCUCCUGUGGAUGUAUCAGUACCACCCGCAGCUGGCGAUAACAUAACUAAUGCUGAUGCAAAGGUUGUAGAAACAAUAGUCGCUAAUAACAACGUAAAUGUGACUCUUUCACCAGCAAUUUCUCCUGUGGAAGUAUCAGCAUCAUCCGUAGCUGCUGAUAAUAUAACUAAUGCUGAUGUAAAUGUUGCAACAACAAUAGUCGCUAAUAACAAUGUAAAUGUGACUCCUUCAGCAGCAGUUUCUCCUGUGGAAGUGUCAGUGCCAUCCGUAGCUGGCGAUAACAUAAUUAAUGUUAAUGCAAAUGAUGUUGCAGCAAUAGGCUCUAAUAACAAUGAAAAUGUGACUCCUUCAGCAGCAGUUUCACCUGUGGAAAUGUCAGUACCAUCCGUAGCUGGCGAUAACAUAACUAAUUCUGAUGCAAAGGUUGUAGAAACAAUAGUUGCUAAUAACAAUGAAAAUGUGACUCCUUCAGCAGCAAUUUCUCCUGUGGAAGUGUCAGUACCAUCCGCAGCUGGCGAUAACAUAACUAAUGCUGAUGCAAAGGUUGUUGCAACAAUAGUCGCUAAUAACAACGUAAAUGUGACUCCUUCAGCAGCAGUUUCUCCUGUGGAAGUGUCAGUACCAUCCGUAGCUGGCGAUAACAUAACUAAUGUGGAUGCAAAUGUUGCAGCACCAAUAAUCGUUAAUAACAACGUAAAUGUGACUCCAUCACCAGCAGUUUCUCCUCUGGAAGUGUCAGUACCAUCCGUAGCUGCUGAUAACAUGACUAAUGCUGAUGCAAAUGUUGCAACAACAAUAGUCGCUAAUAACAAUGAAAAUGUGACUCCUUCAGCAGCAGUUUCUCCUGUGGAAGUAUCAGUACCAUCCGUAGCUGGCGAUAACAUAAUUAAUGUUAAUGCAAAUGAUGUUGCAGCAAUAGUCUCUAAUAACAAUGAAAAUGUGACUCCUUCAGCAGCAGUUUCUCCUGUGGAAGUGUCAGUACCAUCCGUAGCUGGCGAUAACAUAACUAAUGCUGAUGCAAAGGUUGUUGCAACAAUAGUCGCUAAUAACAACGUAAAUGUGACUCCUUCAGCAGCAGUUUCUCCUGUGGAAGUGUCAGUACCAUCCGUAGCUGGCGAUAACAUAACUAAUGUGGAUGCAAAUGUUGCAGCACCAAUAAUCGUUAAUAACAACGUAAAUGUGACUCCAUCACCAGCAGUUUCUCCUCUGGAAGUGUCAGUACCAUCCGUAGCUGCUGAUAACAUAACUAAUGCUGAUGCAAAUGUUGCAACAACAAUAGUCUCUAAUAACAAUGAAAAUGUGACUCCUUUAUCAGCACUUUCUCCUGUGGAAGUGUCAGCACCAUCCGUAGCUGUUAGUAACAUAAUUAAUGCUGAUCCAAAUAGCGCGACAACAAUAGUCGUUAGUAGCAAUGGAAUUGUGACUCCUUCAGUAACAGUUUCCCCUAUUGAGGUCUCGGUAUCAUCAGGGGCUGGUGACAACAUAACUAAUGUUGAUACAAGCGUUGCACCAACAAUAGUCGCAAUUAACAACGAAAAACUAAGUUCUUUAUCCACAGUUGCUCCUGUCGAAUUGUUAGCAUCGUCUGUAGCUGGUGAUAAUGAAACUUAUGCUGAUGCAAAUAUAGCAACAACAACAGCAGCCAUUAACAACGAAAAUGUAACUUCUACGGUUACUAUUGCUCCUGUGGAAGUACCUGCAUCACUUUUGGUAGAUAAUAACAUAAUCAAAGUUAUAGGCGAAAAACCAAUCAAUAAUGAUAUUAAUAUUACUUCAGACAAAUAUUUACCCCAACCUGAUACUGUGAAAUCACAAGUUAUAGUACCUGAAGCAAUUAUCAAUGACGCUAUUAAUUAUGUAAAUACAGUACAAGGAAGCACUGUUACAGAAGCUAUAACUUUGCCACAGGAAAGUCAAGUUGGUCAAGAAGUAACUGUAGCUUUACCAACUCAAACGUCAGUAUCUAUAACCAAUGGAACUACAUUACCUAAUGAAAUAGGAGCCUCUGUUGUUGAUAUAUUACUUCAGAAAUAA
Messenger RNA from Danaus chrysippus (African queen), 6003 nucleotides. Lineage: Eukaryota; Metazoa; Arthropoda; Insecta; Lepidoptera; Nymphalidae. The record is from the annotation of a GenBank genome assembly.